Messenger RNA from Syngnathoides biaculeatus (alligator pipefish), 3394 nucleotides. It is a transcript of the gene ranbp10, whose product is annotated as RAN binding protein 10. The transcript has 15 exons. NCBI's taxonomy places the organism in Eukaryota, Metazoa, Chordata, Actinopteri, Syngnathiformes, Syngnathidae. Gene Ontology annotation, biological process: cell surface receptor signaling pathway; cytoskeleton organization. Gene Ontology annotation, molecular function: protein binding. Gene Ontology annotation, cellular component: cytoplasm. The coding region runs from base 212 to 2059 and encodes 615 amino acids. The record is from RefSeq and is a predicted model, not a curated record.
UUCUGAUGAAAGAGCGUAGUUGAAAACUACAUUACCCACAGUGGACUAUUAUAGCCUACAGUGACUACAUUCUACUGCUUAACCCGGGAUGUCAUAGCGCUGCUAUUUUCUCCUCACAGUCCCUCUCACUUUCAGCGUACAUUUCCAGUGGAGUGACACGGGGCUUUGGAAAGAAAGAAACGGACAUCAAGAGACAAGCCACAAGCCAAAAAUGGCAGAUCUUGGUACGGGGAGCCUGUCGUUGGGUGAUCCUGUUUUUAAUUACCAAGAACACGAGCUGAAUGAGCGGCUCAAGCGGCUUUAUCCGGCCGUGAACGAGGAAGAGACCCCUUUACCCCGAUCAUGGAGUCCCAAGGAUAAAUACAGCUAUAUUGGGCUGUCACAAAACAACCUGAGGGUCCAUUACAAAGGGCAUGGCAAAAAUCACAAGGAUGCCGCAUCCGUACGAGCCACACAUCCGAUUCCUGCUGCCUGUGGGAUCUACUAUUUUGAAGUCAAAAUUAUCAGUAAAGGUCGUGAUGGCUACAUGGGAAUCGGCUUGUCUGCACAAGGGGUCAACAUGAAUAGACUGCCAGGAUGGGACAAGCACUCAUAUGGUUACCAUGGAGAUGACGGGCAUUCCUUCUGCUCCUCCGGGACUGGCCAACCAUACGGUCCAACUUUUACAACGGGUGAUGUGAUUGGCUGCUGUGUUAAUCUCAUCAACAACACUUGUUUUUACACCAAAAAUGGCAUCAGUUUAGGUGUAGCUUUCACAGACCUCCCCCCUAAUUUGUACCCUACAGUGGGACUACAAACUCCGGGUGAGAUUGUUGAUGCAAACUUUGGACAGCAGCCAUUUGUCUUUGACAUUGAGGACUACAUGAGUGAAUGGAAAGCUAAAAUCCAUGGGAUGAUUGCUCGCUUCCCAAUAGGAGAAAGGCUGGGUGACUGGCAGGCUGUCCUGCAGAAUAUGGUGUCAAGCUACCUUGUCCACCAUGGAUACUAUGCCACUGCCACUGCCUUUGCCAGAGCCACAGAGACAAUGAUACAAGAAGACCAGACAUCUAUAAAGAACAGACAAAGAAUACAAAAGCUGGUGCUGGAAGGACGUGUGGGUGAAGCCAUUGACGCUACUCAGCAACUUUAUCCUGACCUAUUAGAACGCAACCCAAAUCUUCUGUUCAUGUUGAAGUGUCGUCAGUUUGUGGAAAUGGUGAACGGUACAGACAGUGAGGUUCGCUGCUUGACCAUUCGCUCUCCCAAGUCCCAAGGGAGUUACCCUGGUUCUCCCAAUGUUAGCCCUUGCCACGGGGCAGGAAAUUCAAACAUGCACACUGGAGGUGGAGAAAGCCCAACAUGCAGUAAUGGGGUGACUCCCUCCAAAAAAUCAAAAAGCCACAGUAGCGUUGUUAGCAGCAACAUAAAAUACCCCAGCACGUCCUCCUCAGCCUCCUCAUCCACCUCCUCCUCACCUUCAUCCAUCAACUACUCUGAGUCAAAUUCUUCUGACUCCACCAAGAGCCAGCCACACAGCAACAACAGCAACCAAGAAACCAGUGACAGUGAGAUGGAGAUUGAAGCGGAACACUACACUAAUGGGGUUGUUGAGGGCUCAACCCAUCGUAUCAUGAAUGGCACAUAUAAACACCAAGAGAUACUUCAGCCAGAUGACAACAGCAUUGGAGAAGAGGGUUAUAGAAAUGGCAGACAACUUUGUGGAGGGAACCAGGCAGCUACAGAAAGGAUGAUACAAUUUGGAAGGGAACUUCAGGCACUGAAUGAAAAGCUGUGCCGCGAGUAUGGAAAGAAUACAACACAUAAGAAGAUGUUGCAGGAUGCAUUCAGCCUGUUAGCGUAUUCUGAUCCGUGGAACUGCCCCGUGGGCCAGCAGUUAGACCCCACACAGAGAGAGUCACUCUGCUCAGCACUCAACAGUGCCAUACUAGAGUCCCAAAAUCUGCCUAAGCAGCCUCCUCUGGUGUUAGCGCUUGGCCAGGCUACAGAGUGUGUGCACCUAAUGGCCCGGGUCAGGUCUGGUUCCUGCUCCUUUGCCAGAGUAGACAACUUUUUGCUCUAGCCUUUCUGUGGGUUCAUGUUAAGUUGCACUGAUAGAGUGGGCAUGUCCGCCAGGUGAUUGUCAUGGCUACAGAGAAGAAAGCAUGUGUGUGAUUGGUGUGUUUGGCCCACUGUCAGCGACACAGCCGGCAGCCCAGACAGAAAAAGCAGAGAGAAGAGUAGAAAAGAAAGCUUCCUUUUUAAUUUAGUAUUAUCAAAUAAAUGUGUGACCUAAUUUAAAUAAUUAUAUUUCUGUUUAGAUAGACAUUUUUUGUUCAGAUUGUAGUGCUCAUCUCUGCCAAACAAAUGGGCCUUCUCCUUUAUGCUCUUCAUUGGUGGAUUUUGACUCCCAACAAGACGUUUUCGACAUAUUUCAAUUUUCAGCUUCACCAGCUCUUAUGCCACACCGCCUACAAUUGGCUACCAUGGUGACCCUCGCAAUAGUUGGUCAUUAUUACAUCAUCCUGAAUGAGAUACAAGUGCCCCGGAAAUAUACACUCGGACUAGUAUCCUUUUCACAAUGCAAUGCCAAGCAGAACACUUACUUUGCCAGGAGAGAGAAACAAAAGGCUUGAAAAGAUGUUUGCAGAUGUUUGCUCACCUCGUCUUUGAUGUUCAAUCUUUAAAAACUCCUCCCCCAAGUAUUAGAUUUUAAGCAGUUUCUAUUUCGUAUCAGUUUUCUAAUGGACAGCGCAUUUAAAAAAAAAAAAAAGUUUUGAUGUUUUCUGUCCCGUCCCAUCCACAGUAAUCCUAAACCUCAAUUAAAAAAAAAAAAAAGUGUAAGCAUAAACUGCUUCAAUGCUAUGUGGUUACUGACACAACUGAGGACAUGCUAUUACUUUCCCACACCAUCCUUAGUUGAAUGAAAAAUAAAUAAAAGACGGGUACAUGUUUACUCAAGUUAAGAAGAAUAAGCACGAAUUUAUGUGCAAACUUUAGCAAAAAUUAACAUGAACUGCAUAGCAAUAGCAUAAGAACGUUUUGCUUUUAUUACUUCCGUUCUGCAAGAGAAAUGUUUGUAACUGACAACUAACUUGACCUAUUUUUUCCUCACAUUUUACAGCCAAGGAAAAAUACCUGGCUUAUUUUGUGGUCAUGUACAACUUGCUGCAGCAGCGCUUAGAUCAUUUUGACACAUUUAGUCACACUUGACAUCCAAAAUGAGUUAUGUCAGCGCAGUUCAAAUAAUUAUUCUGUGUUUACUAUAGAAUAAAUGUAUCUUCAUUCCCAUGCACAUGUGAGUGCUUUUAUUUUUUUCUUUAUCUGCAAAUUAAACAUUCGCAAAUCUGUUCUGGAAAAAAAAAUUACAAAACAUUGCUUUUACUCCCAAGAAUACAACAAAACACAAUUUUUUUUU